AUGGAUGAAGCAACUAUAGCACAAUUAAUUGAAGAACGAAGAAAUGCUCGUCAAAUAAAUCUAACAGAUCAAGUAGUGAACAGAACUGGUAUUACUAUACAACCUAUGCAAACAACAAUUUCAGAUAUAUCAAUUAGACAUGAGCAACCACUAGAUAAGGAUAGAAAUCAAAGUCAAACAACAACGACUACAAUCAAAAAUUCAAGUAAACGUACAAGAGAUACUAUAGCAAAAGAGAAUAUUGAUAAUGUUGCUAAAUCGUCGAGUCAAUUAUCAUUUUUUCAAUCAUCUACAAAGAAAAUGAAGAAGAAGAAUAAGAAGAAAAAGAACAAGAAGAAGAAGAAAAGACGACAAAGAAAAAUCAAGAACAUUAUCAAAAAUAUCAAUCAUCGACAAUCAGCUUAUUUAAAGGUAUCCUGGAAUUCGUUAAUGAACACUUUAAGAAUAAAUCUAAAACAUCCUCUUAAAAAAAGCAAUGAACAAAAAUUCGUCUAUAGACGAUUACAUCUGUUCAAUGAAGAAUAUACUUUAGAUCUUAAUCGAUAUUUAUGGCAAUCAUAUUUGGAUAUUGGAUCACAACAACAGCCACAACCACAAGUCUGGCCAAGUGAAGUCUGUAUAAUGGCUCAAACUGAUGAACCAAAUUCAUGUAAACAAUAUAUCGCUGAGUAUUUGAAUGAAAUUAAAAAUCAUCUUGAUCUAUGCUAUGCUAAAUUAAAUACACAAGUACAAUCAUGGAUAUCAACACUUCCUCCACGAGCAAUACUCGAUGAUAAUCUUAAACAAUUUGUUCGUCUACAAAACAAACAUUUAUCCAAAAUGAUAAAUAAGCAAUUAACACAAUAUAAAAAUAUCCUAGAGGAAAAUAAUGCAUUCCAACAAAUAUCACUCUAUCUAACACCGAACGAUCAGGUACACGUGAAUGAAUUAAUCAAUAUACAACAAAUACAGAAACAACUACUAGAAGAAUUCAUCAUGUUAGAACAACGAGUAUUCUGCAAAUUAUUACCCAAUAACUUCGAUUCUCUAGACCAUUUAAUUGAAUCUCAUCUUAAUAAACCUUUGAUUCAUGAUAUAUCAUCUAUUGAAUUUAAAAAUCAAAGUGAUAGAAUUAUACAACAAGUCAAACGUACAUGGUUAAAUAUUUACUAUAAGGCUUAUGAAAUGAAAAUUCAAGAAUAUGAAGAACAAUACAUAGAAAAUCUACAUAUGUUUCAACUACGAUUUGAAUCUAAAAAUAAUGUCGAUAAAAUAUUUCGUCUCAAUUCAAUUAAAACUUAUUUAAAUAAUCGAAAACAAAGAAUGAUUGAAGAGAUCUAUAUCAAUAUGUCAGAUUACAGAAAAAAAUUACUCAAUUAUCGUAAACGUUUAACGAAAACAAAGAAAAGUAUAGAUGUAUCACCAAAAC
Rotaria sp. Silwood2 is the source of this 1408-nucleotide messenger RNA. Lineage: Eukaryota; Metazoa; Rotifera; Eurotatoria; Philodinida; Philodinidae. The record is from the annotation of a GenBank genome assembly.